AUGUCUUGGGAAACUAUUGCGGCUCAAAAGCGCGACGCUCUUAAAGCGUCCAUUCCGACAGAAUGGGUGAUUCCAGCAGAUAUUCUACCUCCUGAAACACAGGCAGAUGUGACAGGGUUUCCCAGAAAGUCUGGCUGGUUCACUGAGCGCGAGUUAGAGAUAACAUCAACUCCCGCACCUCAAAGUCUCCUCAAUAUAGCAACCGGCUCCUGGACAUCAGAAGAAGUCACUCGUGUCUUUUGCAAAGCCGCAGCCGCAGCUCAUCAAUUAACCAACUGUCUGUCCGAAAUCCUCUUCGACAAAGCCAUCGCUCGUGCACAAGAGCUUGACGAAUAUCACCGAACAACAGGCAGAACCAAAGGCCCAUUCCACGGCCUCCCAAUUUCAAUUAAAGACAAUUUCAAUCUCAUCGGCUGUGAUUCAACUGUGGGAUUUGCCUCUCUCGUCAACGAUCCGGCGACUUACAACAGCACUCUGACCGACCUCCUCCUUGAGGCUGGCGCCGUCCUCUACGUCAAAACAAAUGUUCCAACAGCCAUGAUGAUCGCCGAGUCUGUUAACAAUGUCUUCGGCCGUACUGUGAAUCCUCGUAAUCGAAACCUCACCUCUGGUGGAUCCUCUGGUGGAGAGUCAGCUUUAAUCGCCUUCGGUGGGAGUCGCCUUGGAGUUGGAACCGACAUCGGGGGAUCACUCCGAAUCCCAGCCGCAUGCACAGGAAUCUUCACUAUCCGUCCAUCCUCCGGCCGAUUCCCCAACUUUCAGACCCGCUCUGGUCUCGCAGGCCAAGAAGCCGUCAACAGCGUCAACGGUCCCAUGGCUCGAUCUCUGCAAGAAAUAAUCCUUUGGGCGAAGACCAUCGUUGAUCAGAAACCUUGGAUCAACGAUCCAAAGUGCUUGCCAAUUCCUUGGCGCGAUGUGACUCCCAAGCGAACUCUCAAACUCGCCGUCCUCUGGCAGGACGAGCAAGUCACACCAACACCGCCAGUCAGCCGAGCGCUGAAGGAGACGGUCGCAAAACUGCGACAGGCUGGCCACGAAGUUGUUGACUGGGAUCCGAAAUGGCACUCGAAGCUAGUCUCUAUCCUCGGUCGCAUGUUCGUCGCUGAUGGUGGGAAAUCAGUCCGCAAGUUGCUUGAUGCAUCAGAGGAGCCUUUCCGGCCGGAGAUGGAAGCGUACUCUCAAGCCACAGAGAUGGGCGUGUAUGACAUGUGGCAGCUGCAACUUGAGCGGAACGGGAUUUGUAAGGCAUACCUGGAUCAAUGGAAUGCGAGCGGCAUUGAUGCUAUUCUUUGCCCCACAACUCCAUACAGCGGCGUUGAGAACGGAAAGUUUGAUUAUAUCGGAUAUACUGGCGUUUUCAAUGUUCUCGACUAUCCUGCUGUUUCUUUCCCCUGUGGCGUGUCGGCCGAUAAGAUCAUUGAUGCAGUAUACCCUAACAGCGAUUCGUUGGGUAAGGUCGAUACGCAGAUUCGGAAUGAUUAUAAUGCGGACUCGGUUCAUGGAAUGCCUGUCAAUCUGCAACUUGUUGGACAGCGGCUCGAGGAUGAAAGUGCAUUAAUGAUGACAGAAGUGAUUCUGCAGGCGCUGAGUUGA
This is a messenger RNA of Penicillium manginii, 1593 nucleotides long. RefSeq lists its product as uncharacterized. The record is from RefSeq and is a predicted model, not a curated record. The transcript is spliced from 5 exons. Bases 1 to 1593 code for a protein of 530 amino acids. NCBI's taxonomy places the organism in Eukaryota, Fungi, Ascomycota, Eurotiomycetes, Eurotiales, Aspergillaceae.